GUGACAUCAUCCGGACGCGGAAGUUGACUGUGAAAGUGACAAUCUUCAGUUGUGUCUGGUUGUGCUCUGUGUGCUCCGCUUGCCAAUGGAUAUUUCCCAACAAGAGAGGACAUAUGAGACAUCAAUGGCUGACAAAUCUACUCCAAGUAGUCUUGCAAGAUACCUCGAUGGUGAAUUUUGGGAAACCAAAGAUCAUAUUCGUGAAGAAAUAUCCCAAGGCGAGCCCUUUCGAACUAGUAGUUAUGGUCUCACGUUGGACCAGAAUAGAGAUUUGACGGUGGAGAGACUGGAGUAUGUCUUAACGAGGCCACUAAUGCGACAUCACCUCAAAGAUCAGAUGGAAGAGAAACAACCAGGCUUCAUAGCCAAGAGCUUGGGUAUCACGGAACUGAUAUGCUCUGCAGAUAUGUCCACUGGAGUAAAGUUGGGUGUUGUCUGUGGCUUGUUUGGUGGUGCAGUCACAAACCUUGGAAGCCCUGGUCAGAAGAAAAAAUGGUAUCUCCCGGUUACGGAUUCGGAGUUCACCGGGAUGUUUGCCAUGACAGAGAGGGGUCAUGGGAGUAACGUCCGGGGAAUCCUUACAGAGGCCUGCUACGAGCCAUCUACACAGGAGUUCAUCAUCCACACACCGUGUGAGGAUGCCCAGAAGAUGUACAUCGGAAACUCCAUGAAGGGGAAUUACGCCUCUGUGUUCGCUCAGCUCAUCAUCAAUGGAGAUUCCCAAGGUCCUCACUGUUUUAUUGUUCCAAUCCGAGACCGACAUGGAGUCAUGAAUCCUGGAGUGACAGCCAUUGACAUGAAGCACAAAGAAGGCUUACACGGGGUUGACAAUGGCAUCUUGAUAUUCGACAAUGUGAGGAUACCGAGGACGAACCUGCUCAGCAAGUUUGGCUGUGUGUCAGCAGAUGGGCUGUACUCUUCUCCUGUCCAGAACAAGAACAAACGUUUUAACGCCAUGUUGGCUGCUCUCACCCCUACCAGGCUGGGGCUCACUGUCCAGGCCAUAGCUGCCAUGAAGUUGGGCCUCAUCAUUGCAGUGCGUUACAGCCACAGUCGGCGUCAGUUUGGGCCUAAGGACCAGCAGGAGGUGAAGAUCAUUGAGCACCAGACCCAGUACCUCAGACUGAUGCCUCACCUGGCUGCAGCUCUGGCUCUCACCUUCACCACCAGGUUUGCAGCAUGUACGAUGGACCAUGCUCUGUGCAAAGGAGAGGUUCUGCAGAACAAUAGUUCUCUCCAGGCUCUGGUUGCUGGACUCAAAGCCUAUAGUACCUGGGAGAACCUCGCCUGCCUUCAAGAGUGCCGCGAGUGUACCGGGGGCAUGGGUUUUAUGAUGGAGAACCGAAUCCCUGCUCUGAAGUGUGACUCUGAUGUCUUUGUCACAUUUGAAGGGGACAACGUCGUCAUGUUACAGGUGGUGGUAAAGGAGCUCAUGACCCAGUUCACCAGGCAGCUGGGAAACAGUGUGGUGGGCGGACUCAUCAAAACCUGGACGAGCUCAGUGUCUGACAGGCUCAGAACCAGUUUCCUUGGGUUCAAUGUAGAUACGGUGGGGGACCUGAGUUUCCUGCUGAAAGCAGUGUCCUAUAGGGAGAGGGUUCUACAGCGCAGCCUAGCAACCAGACUCUACAACAAGGUAGAGAAGAAAAGAGAGGAGUUUUUUGAUGCCUGGAACUCCUGUCUUCAUCAUGUGACCAGCCUGGCCUUAGCACACAUACACAGAGUAACUCUGGAGCAGUUUGCUCUGGCCGUUCAAGAGUGCCCAGUCGAAGAAGACCACACCUUGCUAACGAAGUUCUGCCUCCUCCAUGGCACCAGUCUGGUGUACCAGGAGAGAGCCUGGUAUCUAGAGCAUCACUACCUGACCCCCGCUACCAGCCGACAGAUACGCACCCAGCUGUUGGAGCUGUGUAGAUUGGUGAAGGAUGAGGCCCUGAAGGUGGUGUCUGACUUCAACGUUCCCUCCUGCUGCAUCCAGGCGCCAAUUGCUGGGGUGGCCAACCCCCGGGCUGAGUGGGCCUUCUACUCUGCACCGGAGCACCCCAUCAGAGCCUCCAAGUUAUGAGCCCCACUGUGCUGAUCUAGGAUUUGUCCAUAUAAUAUUGUUCAUCAUGAUCUAAAGGGCUAAACUGAUCCUAGAUCAGCACUCCUACUCUGAGACACUUUGUGGAUACGGGCCUUGCUCACUGCUUGACUCAUCCUGGUCUCAGUGAAGAGCCAUGGGCUAUGUUACAAUGUCCAUAUUAGCAUACCACUUAGAAUAAAGCAACUUAUUUGGCAUGCAUGCAUUCUAAGUGACGUAGUGUGGAUAUUAGAACAGAGCCCAUGAUAUUUUGCCUAAUCUGGACAAGGUCUGAAGACUACAGACCCAGUUGUUGUCUAGACUAGUGCCAUUAGCCGCAGGCAUAAUACACGGGACAGUCUCAUUUUGAUUAAUUUCUAUUUAAAUCUCUUAUCAGUUCUCAAAGAAAUGUUGAAAUGCUUCAUGUUUGUUAUACUGUCAAGUCAUUGGGUUUUAUUUGAUAUGUGUGCAUUUGGGAGCUUUUGUAGUUUACUUGGUCCAAUCCAUUACAUACAGUGGAUGCCUUUGUGGCUCAGAAUAGCUUGACACAAUCAGUGUUGCUUAUUGAAAAUGUGCUAAUUUUGUUUGUACAAAAAAAAAGCUUUGAAAUUAAAUGUAUUCAUGACACUAGUGAGACACAACUACAUUUUAACAACUCUAUUUACCUUAAUAUUUAAAGACAGACUAAUGUAAUGUACCAUUUGAUACUUGUUUCCCUUACUUGCUGAGACCUAGCCUGAGACCAGACCGUAGGUGUAUGGGAGCAGACUGACUCAAUGGACAGGUAGGCUGCAAUGCUAUAAACAUGUGGUAACUUCACAAAGUGGACCAGUGAGCUAUGUGUAAUCACCCACCCAACCAAUAAAAUCCACAGCGUAUAUAGAGAUACACUUUGACUGUGAAUCUCUCUGCCAGACACUUUCCCUCACCAACACCGGCUAGACCGUGAUGGCCAGCUGUUUGAUUCAACAACAUACAAAAAUGGAAAUUACACAAGAUAUGUUUAUAAUAUAUUUUAUUAAUAUGAGCACAGUGAGCAAAUGGUUUGUGACACAAUACAUGUGGGAAGUGUAGGCUACUUUAUAUCCUUCAAUUUUCUGAUCAGUUGUCUGUAUAACAUGUAGGCCUGUAAUGUUGAUCGACUCUUGAUGAACAAACAUUGUUUGCUCUGUAGGUUACUUGUGCUUGCAUAUACAUUAAAACUGUUCCAUGACAAAGUGUCAUCAGUUUUCUACUGUAUCUUUGUCAUAUCUGAAAAUCAAUUGUCACUGCUCUUAAUAAAUGUACUUAAUAGGAAUAAAUGUGCUGUAUAGUG
Molecule: messenger RNA, 3377 nt
Organism: Oncorhynchus mykiss (rainbow trout)
Lineage: Eukaryota; Metazoa; Chordata; Actinopteri; Salmoniformes; Salmonidae
Gene: acoxl
Product: acyl-CoA oxidase like
Biological process (GO): lipid homeostasis; fatty acid beta-oxidation using acyl-CoA oxidase
Cellular component (GO): peroxisome
Molecular function (GO): acyl-CoA oxidase activity; fatty acid binding; FAD binding
Source: RefSeq, a predicted model, not a curated record